AUCCCUUUCAGGUCUGCCACUGUAAAAAAGCAACGGCCACAAGAGAAGAAGCGAUUCAUUAAUCAUAACACAUUUGAUUUCUCAUCCCAAACCCUAAUCCCCAAUUUUGAUUCCAAUUCCUUCAAGAUCUGAGGGAGCAUAGCAGAGUCCUAAAAUUCCGUUUCGGAGAGAUCCAAGUCUCUCGUGAUCUUCAUCAUGGCGCAUCGAAGAGCCAAGUUGUUGUUCCUUCUUUGCGCUCUCUGCUAUUCUCUCAACGCCAUUGCUGGAAAGAGCUAUUAUGAUAUACUUCAAGUAUCGAAGGGUGCAUCGGACGAGCAGAUAAAGAGGGCGUAUAGGAAGCUGGCACUGAAGUACCAUCCUGAUAAGAACCAGGGCAAUGAAGAAGCUAAUAAGAAAUUUGCUGAGAUUAGCAAUGCAUAUGAAGUUUUGUCGGAUAGCGAAAAGAGGAGUAUUUAUGACAGGUAUGGUGAAGAGGGUUUGAAGCAGCACGCUGCUAGUGGAGGCCGAGGUGGUGGAAUGGGAAUGAACAUCCAAGAUAUUUUUGGCUCUUUCUUUGGUACGGGAUCCAUGGAGGAAGAAGAGAAAAUUGUAAAAGGAGAUGACGUUGUUGUUGAAUUGGAUGCAACGCUUGAAGAUUUAUACAUGGGAGGUUCCUUGAAGGUUUGGAGGGAGAAAAAUGUAGUAAAGCCAGCUCCUGGGAAGAGACGCUGUAACUGUAGAAAUGAGGUUUACCACAAGCAAAUUGGGCCUGGGAUGUUUCAACAGAUGACAGAGCAGGUCUGUGAGCAGUGUCCUAAUGUCAAAUAUGAAAGGGAGGGGUAUUUCAUCACUGUUGAUAUUGAGAAAGGCAUGCAAGAUGGGCAGGAGGUGCUAUUUUAUGAGGAUGGCGAACCAAUAAUUGAUGGAGAGUCUGGAGAUUUAAGGUUCCGUAUCCGUACUGCACCGCAUGACUUUUUCAGACGAGAAGGCAAUGACUUGCACACUACUGUCACUAUAACUCUGGUUCAAGCCCUUGUUGGUUUUGAGAAGACCAUUAAACACCUAGACGAGCAUCUGGUAGACGUAGGCACAAAGGCAAUCACAAAGCCAAAGCAGGUAAGAAAGUUCAAAGGGGAGGGCAUGCCGUUGCAUAUGAGCACCAAGAAAGGAGACCUUUACGUCACUUUUGAGGUUCUAUUCCCCACGUCACUAACGGAGGAGCAGAAAACAAAUAUAAAAGCAAUUCUUGGUUAGAAUAUACACAAGGAACGUGUUAUUACGCUCAUUACGUUAUGUCCUCUUGUGUCCUCAAUGUAACAUGAUAGGAUGUUAGAGUAAAUGCAUGCCUUGGGCCUCUCGCCCCCCUUUUUUUGUUAGUUGACAAAUAGAUACCUCCCCCCUCCCAUUCAUAAUGAUGCGGAUCCUGUAAGCCUUGCCGUCCUGGUGAAUUCAAGUGCCUUCUUUGCGGUGCUAUUUUGAUGCCAUGAGAAAAAAAAUGCUUAAGUUAGCUUUGUUCUGUGUCUUCAUCUCGUGAAUUGUAGAGUUAGACUUGAUUGCAUAUCUCAUUUCUUUGUGGUUUCUGCCUUAACCGGUGGUUGACACUAACAUAAAAUGAGUAAAUGUUUGGAGAUGCGAGUGAGUUACAGUCUCUUCGAUGAUGUUGUCAAACACAAGGUCGUCUUACUGAAGUUGGUAUAUGUGUCGUUGUUGAAACGUAGAAAACAAUGUUGAUGGACCCCAUUAGUGUGAUUCAUAAUAUUUUUUUAUUGUUGCAAG
Abrus precatorius (Indian licorice) is the source of this 1755-nucleotide messenger RNA. Its product is annotated as dnaJ protein ERDJ3B-like. Lineage: Eukaryota; Viridiplantae; Streptophyta; Magnoliopsida; Fabales; Fabaceae. The record is from RefSeq and is a predicted model, not a curated record. Bases 196 to 1233 code for a protein of 345 amino acids. Gene Ontology annotation, biological process: protein folding. The transcript is spliced from 10 exons.